Lytechinus variegatus (green sea urchin) is the source of this 4777-nucleotide messenger RNA. RefSeq lists its product as uncharacterized. Gene Ontology annotation, molecular function: calcium ion binding. Bases 390 to 3938 code for a protein of 1182 amino acids. Gene Ontology annotation, cellular component: membrane. The transcript is spliced from 21 exons. Lineage: Eukaryota; Metazoa; Echinodermata; Echinoidea; Temnopleuroida; Toxopneustidae. The record is from RefSeq and is a predicted model, not a curated record.
GAAUUGGGCUUUUGUCUUCCUGUCAGAGCAGACGACCCAAAGCGCUACUGGUAGCGGGAUUGUAUACAUUCUCUUUCACAACGACGUGACUGCAAGAAAACUAACUGGUACUGGUAGCCAGCUUCCAGACGACUUGUAUCAUUUUUCCCUACCAGGAAGUUUAGAUCAUCCACUCCCCCUCGCCUACAACAAUAAUUGUCAUUACAGGUGAAGGUGCUGCGCAUUCCGCUUAGAAUCACUGAGGAUACAGUUUCGAAGACCAUUGGUACCUUGACCACCAACCCUAUCAUUGUAGGAUACAUUACCGGAUACGUUGCACCUGUCAACCGUCAUCUAUCAGGAGUGCUGUUAGGUGUAAAUAGGUCUAUAGCGAUUUAUAGAGCACCACUAUGCAGUUUCUAAGUGCUUUCACGGUUUUGAUACUUUUGGCAGUUGAAAGCCAGGGGUUUUAUUACUGCAGUUUCGACGAGGAGAUCAACCCGACGUGUGGCUGGGAUCUGGACAUCGCAAAUAGUGAUUAUCCCUGGAUCCUGAAGUAUGGACCGUCCCCGCAACCACGUACUGGGCCACCAACUGACCGAUCUGGAAGCGGGAAAUACUUACUAGCUCGGUCGUCAACCAUCAAACCGAACGGCGAGCUCUUACCUGUUGGGCGUGGUCAGCGGUUUCGCCUGUCGAGCCCCUCCCUCGAUACAGCCAAUCGGCGCCUUCUCCUCCGUUUUUACUAUUACAUGUGGGGCAGGAACAUCGGUGUCCUGAAUGCUUUCGUGGUGGUUCGGGGUGAAAGGAAGAGCCCUCGACCAUCAUGGCGGCAGGCUGGAGCUCAGCAAGACAUGUGGCUCGUAGGAGAGAUCAGGUUGCCAGCUAAUUCUACAGUAAAGGUCAUAUUUGAGAUGGUAAGCGGUAGAGGACUCAUGGGAGAUGUGGCUAUCGAUGAUAUUUCCGUUCUCCAAUAUGUUAUGGAUUGUACUUUCGAGGAUGAGAUCCCAAGUAAAGGGUGUAACUUCACUCAGGAGAGUAGCGAUAAUUUGAGCUGGAGCAUCAACAGCGGGAAGACCCCUACAAAACGAACGGGUCCAACCCGGGACCACACCCUCCAAAACCCGAGAGGGACAUACAUGUACCUGGAAUCCUCGACCAGGAGGCCGGGGAAUGCCUCCCUCAUCAGUCCGGUGUACAUCAAGGAUGUCGGCCAGGCUUGCAACGUCUCCUUCUUCUACCACAUGUACGGUGACGACAUCGGCUUCCUCAAGGUCUAUGUGCGGACGUUGACGAACUCGAGCGAUUUCGGCACGCUGCUAUGGCAGAAACAGGGCGAACAGGAGAAGGAAUGGUUGGAGGGCCUCACGAACGUUGACGAAUAUGGAGGGCGUUAUCAGAUAAUUUUGGAAGGCGUCCGAGCUCGUGGAACGUUUGGAGACAUCGCGAUCGAUGACUUUAAACUGAUAGGUCCCGGAUGUCUCAAUCAGGAAUACUACGAUAUGAAUCGUCCCGAUUUAUGUGCCAAUCUGCCAUGUCAAAAUGAUGGAGUAUGCACGAAUACUGUUGAUGGAUCAUUUACAUGUAACUGUACUUCGAACUGGACUGGUCGUGUCUGUGAUACUGAAGUAAAACCAGAUGCCUGUUCAAGCAGCCCUUGUAUGAACGGCGGCCUGUGUGUCCUCAUCAACUACACAGAUACAAGCAUGCCAGGAGGAAUGACGCCUCCUCCCCCGUUUUCUUCAGACGUGACCCCAGGACAGAACUUGAGGCCUCCCAUCGGGAAUCAAUCUCUAUGGUUCGGGAAUCAGACAGACUUUUACGGGAAUUGGUCAGUGCCUAGCGGUAACGAGACCACUUUUACCGGUAACUGGUCAGAUCCGAUCGAACCUGAGCAAGCCUUCACAUGUGUCUGUGAGGUCGGUUGGACCGGGUCACUUUGCAAUGACGAGGACUUAUACUUAGACCCUUGUCUGAACAACCCCUGUGCUCAUGGAGGAACUUGCCGUCAUAAUUUCACCGAAGACGCUCAAUACACUUGUGAAUGUACACCUGGAUGGGAGGGGGUCAACUGCGAAGAUGCAUGUGCUGACCAACACCACAGCUGUGCAUACUGGGCUGCUAUCCGUGAAUGUGAAAAGAACCCGAACUACAUGCUUGUAUACUGCAGAUUGAGCUGCGGUGUAUGCAAGGAAUAUGUUUGUGAGGAUAAAGACACUCGAUGUCCUCGAUGGGCUGCUGAAGACGAAUGUAUGAGAAAUCCACUUUAUAUGCUUGGACAAUGUCAAAAGAGUUGUUCCGUUUGUAUCGAUGAUGAGUGUUUCUCAAACCCUUGUUUCAACGAUGGAGUUUGUACUGAUGGGAACAGCUCUUACACAUGCACAUGCCCUCCUGGGUUCGAAGGAGUAGAAUGUGAAAUAAACAUUGACGAGUGUACUAGCGCCCCCUGUCUCAAUGGCGGCGUUUGCGUUGAUGGGGCUAAUAAUUACACCUGCAAUUGCACCGAAGACUAUGAAGGAAAUGAUUGUCAGCUAAGAGUUGAUGAAUGCAGUGCUAGACCCUGCCUUAAUGGAGCAACUUGUACACUCACUGACACACACUUCAACUGCACAUGCGCAAAAGGGUUUGAAGGCGAAACAUGCGAAAUAGAUAUCGAUGAAUGCGUCGAUACACCGUGUUUGAAUGGUGGCACAUGUAUUGAUCAACCUGGUGGUUUUCUUUGUAACUGCACCGAGGAGUGGACAGGCGUCACAUGUGAACAAGAUUUUAACGAAUGUCAGAGCAACCCUUGUCUUAAUGGAGGAUCUUGUUACCAUGGCAUCGGACAAGCACUCUACUUCUGCCAUUGCCUGGAUGGAUGGGAAGGAACAAAUUGCAAUGAAGAGAUCAACGAGUGUGCCAGUCUUCCUUGUGAAAACGGAGCGACUUGCAUCGAUGCAUUCAACGCCUUCAGCUGCGCAUGCGUACCUGGAUGGUCUGGCAUCACCUGCAGCACCAAUAUUGAUGAAUGUGCAAGCGGGCCUUGUGAGAACGGAGCAACAUGUCUUGACUAUGUUGAUCGCUAUUAUUGCUUAUGUGAAGAAGGAUUAUCUGGUGUAAAUUGUGAAAUAGAUAUUGACGAAUGCGAAAGUGAUCCGUGCAAUAAUGGAGCAACCUGUGUGGAUCAGCGGAAUGGCCAUUUAUGUAUGUGUCCUGACAAUUGGACGGGGCGAUACUGCGAAAUUAGAAUUACGACCACAGUUCCUACAACCACGAUAACCACCACAACUGUGGCUACAACAACUGAGGACUGGGUACCCAGUAUAUUUGAGGAAUCUUCAUACGAUGAGGGAAGUUGGUUUGACACAACCACAGAAGAAGCUCCAACACCACAGAGAGCAACUGGGCCUACAACAACAGAGAGAGCAGCUACAAACACACCACAGAUCACCACAACGAUUCUAACAACGGCAGCAAGAACAACUACCACAAGGAUCAGAACAACUCCAGUGGCUACCACGACACCCACAACCACCAGACCACCAACAACAACGACAGCACCACCACCAACAACGCCCACAACAAGACCAGCUACUACAACACCAGCAACUACUAAAGUUCCAACAACCACAGACAACAACGAGAUUCCAGUGGGCACGGUGAAAGGGCAGACAACAGCCAAAAAUGGCGGGAACAAAAUUCCAAGGGGCCAUGGCAGCGCAGCCAGAAAUGGCGCGCAGGCGGAAAAUAAAAUCAUUAUAUUAUCGACAGUGCUCGGUGGACUUCUUCUCAUCGUCAUCGUAUGCAUUCUUCUUGUCAUCAUCGUCCGAAUGAGGAAAAAUGCUGGCCUAGCGAACUAUCAUCAAUUUACUAUGGAAGAGGCCGAUAAACCAGCCUCUGAACCACGUGGAUGGCAUGAACUUAAAUUCAGAUCUUUUGGGGACACUUACAAUCGACUAGAUGAUAAUGAUGCAAUAUAACAUUGUUUUCAAUGAAAACACAUUUUGUACUCGAUUUUUAAGCAUUUUUAUUCAGUUUUAUGACUAGAAUGGUUGCUAUAUAUGUUUCAUUUGCUCCUAUGAUGAAAAUAAUAAAUCGGUAUGGUUCAUUCUUUUAUCUCAUGGGUUUGUAUUUAUCAUAAGAACACAAGUAAACUAUUCAACAUUCGGACAAGACUAUAAGUAAACGGUUUGCUGAUUGGUUAACGUAUCUGGAAGUUCCAAACUGAAGCGCAGUUCUCAUCUUUCCUGCAGUUUUCAAAUUACAUUCCUUCGAAUCGCCUAAUAUCUAAUCAUUUUCUAUGAGAGCCCUUCGCAUUUUUUUCCCGAUUUCACUCCAUAAUAAUAAGCACGCAUUUAGCAAGCACAAUUCAUUUCUAUAAUUGUAGAUUGUUGUCUCAUACGGUUUAUGAAAUUAUGUCAUUACGUCAUCAAUGUUCCUGAAUACAUUUCAAAACGAUGCCCAUUUCCCCUUGAUUCAUUCGUUGCUAGCUCGUCCCUAUUUUUUUAUUGAAUAAUAAAAUCAUUGAGGCCAGAAAGUUAGUUGAAUACUGUUUUUAUAUUAGAAUUAUCUUGUACAGUAUUUAAUCCUACAAUAACAUUUAAUAAAGCAAUAAUAAUAUUUUGAAAAGGUUGAAAAGCACUUUAUUUUGACUUAAGGGGUAAAUUAGUGUUUUAGUUUUGGAGUGUGGGGCAAAAGGGUAUUUUCAAAAGAAAGGGGGAGAAAAUCAAAAGGAGAAUUCUUUCGCCUUUCCUCCAAUUGUCAUGCUUCGUACACCUCUUGAUAUUUUUUAUUUUAUAUUUUGCACAUCAAAUCUAUA